AUGCCGCGCAUAAAGAAGCCUCGCACCAAGGGUGUCACCUACAAGCUGGUACCUCGCUCGUAUGGCGAUGCUAAUGGAGAGGACCAGGGCCCUCUGUGGGUGAGCGAGACAGAGUUCUAUCGCCAUCACCAGAGUGCCGCGCCCGUCGAAAAUGACGAUGCAGCGCGACGUCAGUUCAACAUGUACACCGUCGCCGCAAAUGCCGAGUUCAACGACGGCGAGGAGUAUGCGGAGGAGGAGGAGUACUACGACGAGGAGGUUGAGGAGGAGGAGGGUGAGUGGGUCAACGGCGACUGGGAAGAGGAAGAGGAGGAAAAGUCUCCACCCCAGCAAGCACAAAAGCAAAAGGCGACGGCGACGGCGCCUUUUGCUUCUCCCUCAGCGUUGGCAUCUAUCGACCCACCGGCGGUGGCCACCCGUCCGCGCGACGAGGAUAGCCAAGAACACAGCGGGGGUGGUGAGGAAGACGAACCUGAAGAGAAGCUCUUUGAUGACGAGGUUGAGUGCGAGGUAACGGACGACUUCCUGCACCAGCUCGUUUUUGGUACCUGCGACGGCAGCGAAAGCGUCGAAGACUGGGACGACUGGGACGGACUCGACGAGGAGGAUAGUGAGAUGUGGCGGCUUCUGACGGAUGAGGAGAGGGCAGCCAUCAAGGCUUCACGCCGACGUGGCACGGCACGGCGCCGUCGCAUUGCCACUGCCACGAGUGGCGCAGAGGGGGGGCUUAGCUGUACUCACGCGGCCGACGGGACGGAGUAUCCCAUGCACGACACCACGCAGCGGGCGUUGGAGCGGCAGUUCGCCGAGGUGAUGCACGAGUUCAACGUCGACGCGCGACUCAACGACGCCUACACCGAUGACCCACGCACGCACGGCGCGCUGCAGGUGGACAAGUACCUGACUGCCUUGGAGGAGUUUGUGGCGAGCAGAGCCGGCAUAGACUUGGAGACUGCAGAGCCGCACAAAAACAAGGGACUCAUUCAGCAGCUCAAAUACCUCUCACACCAUGUCGGCGCCUUCGACUCAGACGCACGCGGUAUUUACAUGACGACGGUGUUGCCAGAGAAGCAGCAGCGCUUCGUGGAGGACUUUCAGAAGGGCACAGAGGAGAUUCGCCGCGCCGCGCGCUUGCGUAUGGCGCAGCGCAGCGCACCCGUCGGUGCUGCUGCGACCUCGUCGUCAGACAAGACAGCUCUCCCGGUGCCGCCACCUGAGGAGGGUGGCAUCGCUGAGGAAGAGAAGGAGGAGCUGAUUGUGAUGGAGGUGAAGUCAAAGGCGGAUCAGCUGGACUGCGAGACGGCUGUCAGCGCGUACUCAACUUACUACAACCAGCCAAACGUGAUUCAUGCACCGCGCAGCACUGCGCAGGUGCGCAAGUUGAAGAAGUUGGCAGGGUCGCGUUGCGAAGGCGAGCCGACAGGCGCCGAGGCUGAGAAUCGAGUUAGCCGCCGUUACGGCGGCGCCGUGACGUCCGCCACAACGGUGAUGGGGACGGGCAUAAGCAGCACCGAGGCUGCCCCAGGUAGCAGCAGCGGUGGCAAUACAGCCUCUGCUACCAUCAUGAGCUCUGCCAAGAAGGGGUCCAAGAUGGCGCAUGUGCGUGAGCUUACCUCCGACUCUGGCAGCGAAGACACAAAGAAGAUGGGCGGGUUGCACAGAGGUGGCGAUUUUGUGCUCACGAUUCGUCGAAAGGACGAAACCAAAGAAGAGAAAACGAUGCGUCGCCAGGCUGUGAAGGCUGCCCAGCGCGAGCGUCGGCAAGCGAAGAGCGCCCUCAAGCACACUUAUAAGGAGGUGGAGUCGGAGGAGCUGAGGCGGUCAGCCACGUCGCAGGUGGCGCGUCGCACUGUCCACUUUAUGUAG
This is a messenger RNA of Leishmania braziliensis MHOM/BR/75/M2904, 1866 nucleotides long. RefSeq lists its product as hypothetical. The record is from RefSeq and is a predicted model, not a curated record. The transcript has a single exon. Bases 1 to 1866 code for a protein of 621 amino acids. Gene Ontology annotation, biological process: ribosomal small subunit biogenesis; ribosomal small subunit export from nucleus. NCBI's taxonomy places the organism in Eukaryota, Euglenozoa, Kinetoplastea, Trypanosomatida, Trypanosomatidae. Gene Ontology annotation, cellular component: nucleus; cytosol; preribosome, small subunit precursor.